AUGACCACCCUGCGCUUUGUGCGGCCGCCCCAGCCACUGGACUUCCUGGCGAGCGCGGGCACAGCCUCUCGCGGCAGCAAGGGCGUCGCGCCCUCGAUCGUCGACGGCUUCAACCCCAGCGACCUCCCAUGCAUCACCAGCCCUGCUGAGUACAUCAAGGCGUUCAAAAACAGGGAGGUGCGCUGCACCGAGGGGCUGCUGGUGCGACUCGGCGGGGUGGCAGCCGGCCAGGUCGGCACCAGUUGGUACACCGCCGUCGCGAACGGCCAGCUGCCCCCAACGCCCUGGGUUGAGGCGGAGAAGCGGCUGCGGGAGGGCUUUUUAUUCAAGUUUGCAAACUUCCUGGGAGCAGGCGACCAGCCCCAGAAGUACCUGGCAAUUGGGAACCCUGUGGCCCCGCGUGGAUCCAUUACCACCAUCCCCAAUGGCCUGGCGUUCCUGGAGCAGGUUGGGUACCAGCUUUCUGAUGCUGACAUCACCGGCCUGGGGCUGCUGAUGGUGGUGAGGGACCCCAAGACCCUGGAGAAGGGCAAGUUCAAGAAGGGCUACUACGGGAAGCUGCUGCUCAACGGAACAACAAUGCAAAUCCGCAAUGCCAAAGACGUCCCAAAGAAGAACACCAAGUGGGACGGCACAGUGCAGCGCUGGCCCAAGGCAUUCGUCCCCACAUGGCCAGUCGUGUUGAAUUACCUGUCCGGCUAUGUGAAGUCGAGCCUCAACACCACGCUCGCGGCCGCCGACGUCAACGCCACAGCCAAGGUGCUGAGCAGCAAGACGUUCCAGGAGCUCACCGGAUGCCCUGCCCUUUGCGUGUUUGAGGACCUGGCGUUCCCUGACGCAGUCGGUGGCAAGUUCCUCCCGCCCGCCAACACCCCGGUCCGCCUCGAGAAUUACGCCGCCGACGGCAGCUGCAACCUCACCGACGGCGUGUACCCGCCUGGCACCGUCACGGCGGCGCUGGUGGAGGACCCCUUCUCGGCCGCCACCCCGAAGCCGCUCGUGCCGAGGUUCAGGCGACUGCAGCCGGACGCGGCAGACCCGUUUGCCAGGACGUGCAAGGACGCAACCUUCAUAAGGUAUAGAAACAACAUCACAAGGGCCCUGUGCCCAGGCUUCACAGACCUCUCGGGCAACCUGAACGCCAAAGGCCUCCUCACCCGGUUCCUUGAGUUCUGGAACGAGCCUGGCGCCACCGCCGACACGCGGGCUCUAUUGGUCAAAGUCACCCUCAAUCUAGGUUGCAUGGGCACGUUCAACUACCUAUUCAGCGGGAACGGCCUCACAUACACAGGCACCGGGGGCUUCUUUGCACCGCUGGGACAGGAGCGCAUCUUGGAGCAGCUGACCCCCCUGAAGCCCUUCAACCCGGUGGCCAAGGGCACCCAGGGCCUCCCGCCUGCGUGCCCCAACCCAUCGGGCGACUGCUGGAAUGGCUUCCCGUAUGUCGGCGCCUCGUGCAUCGACACGGCGUUUGGCACGACCAAUGAGGGCCUGCUGUGUGAUUCCAAGGUCGGCCUGGGGGCGGCGUUUGUCCCUAUCUGCUUCAACGGCAACACACCCCAGACCGACGCGAGCAAGUACCCCAACAAUGACCCAACGUACGCCUGCUGGCCCACAACCGGCAAGCUCUGCUCCAGCGGCAGCGUCUGCUGCGCCAACCAUUGCGGCACCUUUGACGCCGCUUCCAGGAACUUUAAGGUGGCAUACGACCAGGCGUGCACGACCAACCCGGCCCUCGACGGCUGCAUCAAGAACGGCGGCAACUGCCGCCUCUGCCGCUACGCCACCGACGCCCCGUCGGCGCUGCCGCAGUGCCCGGCGUGCGUCUGCGCGUCCAACGGCAAGAACGGGACAGAGUGCACCGCCUCGGGCUACGCGUGA
Messenger RNA from Monoraphidium neglectum, 1881 nucleotides. RefSeq lists its product as hypothetical. The transcript is spliced from 17 exons. Bases 1 to 1881 code for a protein of 626 amino acids. NCBI's taxonomy places the organism in Eukaryota, Viridiplantae, Chlorophyta, Chlorophyceae, Sphaeropleales, Selenastraceae. The record is from RefSeq and is a predicted model, not a curated record.